GUGUUCCAGAUUGCAUAUGUGAUUGUGAAAGCGGCUAACUCCCCUAGGCCUGGAAACUGGAUCUUGGAACGCUCUCUCGAUGAUGUUGAAUACAAGCCAUGGCAGUAUCAUGCUGUGACUGACACGGAGUGCCUAACCCUCUACAAUAUAUAUCCCCGCACUGGACCACCAUCCUAUGCCAAAGAUGAUGAGGUCAUCUGCACUUCGUUUUAUUCCAAGAUACACCCUUUAGAAAAUGGAGAGAUUCACAUCUCUCUGAUCAAUGGAAGACCAAGUGCUGAUGACCCUUCUCCUGAACUGCUGGAAUUUACCUCCGCUCGCUAUAUUCGCCUGAGAUUUCAGAGAAUACGCACCUUGAAUGCUGAUUUGAUGAUGUUUGCCCACAAAGAUCCAAGAGAAAUUGACCCCAUUGUCACAAGAAGAUAUUACUACUCCAUCAAGGAUAUUUCGGUCGGAGGGAUGUGCAUCUGCUAUGGUCAUGCCAGGGCUUGUCCACUUGAUCCAGUGACAAAUAAAUCCCACUGUGAAUGUGAGCAUAAUACGUGUGGUGAUAGUUGUGAUCAAUGCUGUCCAGGAUUCCAUCAGAAACCUUGGAGAGCUGGAACUUUUCUAACGAAGACUGAAUGUGAAGCAUGCAAUUGCCAUGGGAAAGCUGAAGAGUGCUAUUACGAUGAAACUGUUGCCAGAAGAAAUCUGAGUUUAAAUGUACAUGGAAAGUACAGCGGAGGGGGUGUGUGCAUUAAUUGUACCCAAAACACCGCCGGUAUAAACUGUGAGACAUGCGCCGAUGGCUUCUUCAGACCCAAAGGGGUAUCUCCAAAGUAUUCAAGACCCUGUCAGCCAUGUCGUUGUGAUCCAAUUGGUUCGUUUAAUGAAGUCUGUGUCAAGGAUGAGAAACACGCUCAACGAGGUCUGGCACCUGGAUCCUGUCAUUGCAAAAAUGGCUUUGGAGGGGUGAGCUGUGAUCGGUGUGCCAGGGGUUACAUUGGCUACCCCAAUUGCCAGUCCUGCAACUGCAGUGGCAUAGGAAGCAGAAAUGAGGACCCUUGUUUUGGACCCUGUAAUUGCAAGGAGAAUGUUGAAGGAGGAGACUGCAGUCGUUGCAAAUCUGGCUUCUUCAACUUGCAAGAGGAUAACCGUAAAGGUUGUGAUGAGUGUUUCUGUUCAGGAGUUUCAAACAGAUGUCAGAGUUCCUACUGGACCUACAGCAAUAUACAAGACAUGAGUGGCUGGUAUCUGACUGACAUCUCCGGCCGCAUCCGAGUGGCUCCCCAGCAGGAAAACUUGGAUGCAUCACAACAGAUCAGCAUCAACAACGCAGAGGCCCGACAAAUCUUGCCGCAAAGCUACUACUGGAGCGCUCCGGCUCCGUAUCUGGGAAACAAACUCACAGCAGUUGGAGGACAAUUGACAUUUACCAUAUCGUACGACCUAGAAGAAGAGGAAGAAGAUACAGAACGCACACUCCAGCUUAUGAUUAUCUUGGAGGGAAAUGGCUUACGAAUCAGCACAGCCCAAGAUGAGGUGUACCUGCUACCAUCUGAAGAGCAUAUUAAUGUUCUGUCACUUAAAGAAGAAUUAUUUACCAUACAUGGCACAAAUGUUCCAGUCAGUAGAAAAGAAUUUAUGACAGUGCUUGCGAAUUUAAAGAGACUCCUCAUACAAACCACGUACAGCCUUGGGAUGGAUGCCAUCUUCAGGUUGACUGCUGUUACCCUUGAGUCUGCUGUUCCCUAUCCUACUGACGGAAGCAUUGCAGCAGCUGUGGAAGUUUGUCAGUGUCCGUCAGGGUAUAGUGGCUCCUCUUGUGAAUCUUGUUGGCCUCGGCACAGACGAGUUAACGGCACAAUCUUUGGUGGCAUCUGCGAACCAUGUCAAUGCUUUGGUCAUGCAGAGUCCUGUGAUGACAUCACUGCGGAAUGCCUGAACUGUAAAGACCACACAAGUGGCCCAUAUUGCAAUGAAUGUCUUCCUGCUUUCUAUGGCGAUCCCACUAAAGGUACCUCUGAAGACUGUCAGCCCUGUGCCUGUCCUCUCAAUAGCCCAUCUAAUAACUUUAGUCCGACGUGCCAUUUAGACCGGAGUCUUGGAUUGAUCUGUGAUGAAUGCCCUGUCGGGUACACAGGCCCACGCUGUGAGAGGUGUGCAGAAGGCUAUUUUGGUCAACCUUCUGUACCUGGAGGAUCAUGCCAGCCCUGCCAAUGCAAUGACAACCUUGACUUCUCCAUCCCUGGCAGCUGUGACAGCUUGUCUGGCUCCUGUCUGAUAUGUAAGCCAGGUACAACAGGCAGCUAUUGUGAGCUCUGUGCUGAUGGAUAUUUUGGAGAUGCGGUUGAUGCAAAGAACUGUCAGCCCUGUCGCUGUAAUGUCAACGGCUCCUUCUCCGAGGUUUGCCACACUCAGACAGGACAGUGUGAGUGUAGACCCAAUGUGCAAGGAUGGAAGUGCGAUGAGUGUAAGCCUGAGACUUUUGGCCUAAAAUCAGCAAGGGGAUGUGUUCCCUGCAACUGCAAUUCCUUUGGGUCUAAAUCUUUCGACUGUGAAGAGAGUGGACAAUGCUGGUGCCAGCCUGGAGUAACAGGAAAGAAAUGUGACCGUUGUGCCCAUGGCUAUUUCAGAUUCCAAGAAGGAGGAUGCACAGCUUGUGACUGUGCGCAUUUGGGUAAUAACUGUGACCCCAAGACUGGUCGAUGCAUUUGCCCUCCCAAUACUAUUGGAGAGAAGUGUUCUAAAUGUGCACCCAACACCUGGGGCCACAGCAUUAUCAGUGGUUGUAAGGUUUGCAACUGCAGUUUGGUGGGAUCCCUCAAUUUCCAAUGCAAUGUAAACACAGGCCAUUGCAAAUGUCAUCCAAAAUUCUCUGGUGCAAAAUGUACAGAGUGUAACCUAGGUCACUGGAAUUACCCUCACUGCGAUCUCUGUGACUGCUUCCUGCCUGGAACUGACGGCACAACCUGUGACACAGAGACUAAGAAAUGUUCAUGUAGCGAUCAGACUGGCCAGUGUACAUGCAAGAUGAACGUGGAAGGUGUCCACUGUGACAGGUGCCGGCCUGGCAAAUUUGGACUUGAUGCCAAAAACCCACUUGGCUGCAGCAGCUGCUAUUGCUUCAGUGCCACUUCUCGGUGCUCUGAAGCGAAAGGACUGAUCCGUACAAGGGUAACACUGAACCCUGAGCAAACCCUUCUGCCACUGGUGGAUGAGGCACUGCAGCACACAACUACCAAGGGCAUUGCUUUUCAACACCCAGAGAUUGUUGCACACAUGAAUCUGGUGAAACAAGAUCUCCAUUUAGAACCAUUUUAUUGGAAACUUCCAGAACAAUUUGAAGGAAAGAAGUUGAUGGCCUAUGGUGGCAAACUCAAGUACACAAUCUAUUUUGAGGCUCGGGAAGAAACAGGUUUCUCUACCUAUAAUCCUCAAGUUAUCAUUCGAGGUGGGACUCCUGCUCAUGCUAGAAUUAUCAUUAGACACAUGGCUGCUCCUCUGAUUGGCCAAUUGACAAGGCAUGAAAUUGAAAUGACAGAGAAAGAAUGGAAAUAUUAUGGUGAUGAUCCUCGAAUCAGUAGGACUGUGACCCGGGAAGACUUCUUGGAUGUACUAUAUGAUAUUCAUUAUAUUCUUAUCAAGGCUACUUAUGGGAAUAUCAUGCGACAAAGCAGAAUAUCGAAUGUAAAUCAGGUGACAGAAGCCAUAGCAAGUUCGCACUUCAUAGAAGAUAACAGGGGCUAUUCCGGCUUGUCCUGUGAGACAUGCUUGCCAGGAUUUUAUCGACUACCUUCUGAACUGGGUGGCCGCACCCUUGGACCAACCCUGGGCACCUGUGUUCCAUGUCAGUGUAAUGGACACAGCAGUCUGUGCGAUCCUGAAACGUCCAAAUGCCAGGCUCACUCUGGCUGUUGUAUUGAAAGUAACCUGAAGCGAGGACAGGUAGAAGCAGGGACACCAGUUCCAGGCAAGAGAGGGGGCAGCUUGGUACAGGGUAAUGCAGUAAUGUUAGUGAGGGCAGCACCAGUAGUAUUUGAAGAUGGAAUAUAUGACAAUUUCAGUCCUACUUGCAUCAUGGAAGGCCUCGAUGAUUACCGCUGCACUGCUUGUCCACGGGGAUAUGAAGGCCAGUACUGUGAAAGGUAUCCUCUUUCCCCUAACACUCCUGCAACACACUUUUUUCACAAAAUCUAUUUGCUCCUCCUUCGUUUCUUGGUUUGUAUCAUCGUCCCAUUUCGGGUUUGUGGAGAUGAAUGCACGGGCCUUCUUCUCGGUGACUUGGCUCGUCUGGAGCAGAUGGCCAUGAGCAUGAACCUCACUGGUCCGCUGCCUGCUCCCUAUAAAAUGCUAUACAGUUUCGAAAAUACAACUCAAGAACUAAAGCACUUGCUCUCGCCUCAGCGGGCCCCCGAGAGGCUCUUUCAGUUGGCAGAGGGCAAUCUGAAUACGCUCAUGAUGGAAAUGAAUGAGCUUCUGACCAGGGCUACCAAAGUGACAGCAGAUGGCGAGCAAACUGGACAGGAUGCUGAAAGGACAAACACAAGAGCAAAGUCUUUAGGAGAAUUCAUUAAGGAUCUUGUCCAGAAUGCAGAAGCUGUAAAUGAAAAAGCUGUAAAACUAAAUGAAACUCUAGGAGCUCAAGAUAAGGCUUUUGAGAGAAAUUUGCAAGGACUUCAGAAAGAGAUUGAUCAGAUGAUGAAAGAAUUGAGGAGGAAAAAUCUAGAUACACAAAAGGAAGUUGCUGAAGAUGAGUUGGUAGCUGCAGAAGCCCUUCUGAAGAAAGUUAAGAAGCUGUUUGGAGAGUCUCGGGGGAAAAAUGAAGAAAUGGAGAAGGAUCUUCGAGAGAAACUGGCUGACUACGGCAACAAAAUUGAUGAUGCUUGGGACCUAUUGAGAGAAGCCACAGAUAAAAUCAGAGAAGCUAAUCGCUUGUCUACAGCAAACCAGAAAAACAUGACUGUUUUGGAGAAAAUGAAGGAGGCUCUUGAAUAUGGCAAACGACAAACUGAGAACACUUUAAAAGAAGGCAAUGACAUCCUUGAUGAAGCCAACCGUCUUGCAGAUGGAAUCAACUCAGUGAUAGACUACGUUGAAGACAUUCAAACGAAAUUGCCGCCAAUGUCUGAAGAGCUUAAAGAUAGAAUAGAUGACCUCUCCAGAGAAAUCAAGGACAGGAAGCUUGCUGAGAAGGUGUCCCAGGCCGAGAGCCAUGCUGCUCAGUUGAAUGACUCCUCUGCUGUCCUUGAUGGAAUCCUUGAUGAGGCUAAAAACAUUUCCUUCAAUGCCACUGCGGCCUUCAAAGCUUACAGCAAUAUUAAGGACUGUAUUGAUGAAGCAGAGAAAGUUGCCAAAGAAGCCAAAGGUCUUGCAGAUGAAGCUACAGAACUGGCAACAGGUCCUCAGGGCUUAUUGAAAGAAGGUGCCAAAGCCUCUCUUCAGAAAAGCUUCAGGAUUCUUAAUGAAGCCAAGAAGUUAGCAAAUAAUGUAAAAGAACAUGAUGAUCAUCUGAAUGGCUUGACAAGCAGGUUAGAAAAUGCAGAUGUUAGAAACGGGGAGCUCCUGAAAGCUUUGAACGACACUUUGGGAAAGUUAUCAGCCAUUCCAAAUGAUACAGCUGCAAAACUGCAAGCUGCUAAGGACAAAGCAAGACAAGCCAACGACACAGCAAAAGAUGUCCUGGCACAGAUUAAAGACCUCCACCAGAACCUCGAUGGCCUGAAGAAAAAUUACAAUAAACUAGCAGACAGCGUAGCCGAAACAAACGCUGUGAUAAAAGAGCCUUCCAAGAACAAAAUCAUUGCAGAUGCAGAUGCCACUGUGAAAAAUUUGGAACAAGAAGCUGAUCGACUAAUAGAUAAACUCAAACCUAUCAAGGAACUUGAGGAAAACCUGAAGAAAAACAUUUCUGAGAUAAAAGAACUGAUAAACCAAGCAAGGAAACAAGCCAAUUCUAUCAAAGUAUCUGUGUCUUCGGGAGGUGACUGCAUUCGAACAUACAAGCCAGAAAUCAAGAAAGGAAGCUACAAUAAUAUCAUUAUCAAUGUCAAGACAGCUGUUGCUGACAAUCUUCUUUUUUAUCUUGGAAGUGCCAAAUUUAUUGACUUUCUGGCUAUAGAAAUGCGUAAAGGCAAAGUAAGCUUCCUUUGGGAUGUUGGAUCUGGAGUUGGACGUGUAGAAUAUCCGGAUUUGACUAUUGAUGACUCAUAUUGGUACCGUAUUGAAGCAUCAAGAACUGGGAGAAAUGGAACAAUUUCUGUGAGAGCUCUGGAUGGACCCAAAGCCAGCAUUGUGCCCAGUACAUACAAUUCAGUCUCUCCCCCAGGGUAUACUAUUCUAGAUGUGGAUGCAAACGCAAUGCUGUUUGUUGGUGGCUUGACUGGGAAACUAAAGAAGGCCGAUGCUGUACGCGUGAUCACAUUCACUGGCUGUAUGGGAGAGACAUACUUUGACAGCAAGCCUAUAGGGUUGUGGAAUUUCCGAGAAAAGGAAGGUGACUGCAAAGGAUGUACAGUCAGUCCUCAGGUGGAAGAUAGUGAAGGGACUAUUCAGUUUGAUGGAGAAGGUUAUGCAUUGGUCAGCCGUCCUCUUCGCUGGUAUCCAAACAUCUCCACUGUCAUGUUCAAGUUCAGGACAUUUUCUUCAAGUGCUCUCCUGAUGUACCUUGCCACACGAGACCUGAAAGAUUUUAUGAGUGUAGAGCUCAUCGAUGGACACAUAAAAGUCAGCUAUGAUCUGGGUUCAGGAAUGGCUUCCGUUGUCAGCAAUCAAAACCAUAAUGAUGGGAAAUGGAAAUCAUUCACCCUGUCCAGAAUUCAAAAACAAGCCAAUAUAUCAAUUGUAGAUAUAGAUACUAACCAGGAGGAGAACAUAGCAACUUCUUCAUCUGGAAACAACUUUGGUCUUGACUUGAAAGCAGAUGACAAAAUAUAUUUUGGUGGCCUACCAACACUGAGAAACUUGAGUAUGAAAGCAAGACCGGAAGUAAAUUUGAGGAAAUAUUCUGGCUGCCUCAGAGAUAUUGAAAUUUCAAGAACCCCAUAUAAUAUACUCAGUAGCCCUGAUUAUGUUGGCGUUACCAAAGGAUGUUCACUGGAGAAUGUUUACACUGUAAGCUUCCUUAAGCCUGGUUUUGUGGAGUUGGCCCCUGUGCCAAUUGAUGUAGGAACAGAAAUUAACCUGUCCUUCAGCACCAAGAAUGAGUCUGGGAUCAUUCUCUUGGGAAGUGGAGGGACACCAGCACCACCUAGAAGAAAACGAAGGCAAACUGGACAGGCCUAUUAUGCGAUAUUCCUGAACAAAGGCCGUCUGGAAGUGCAUCUCUCCACAGGGGCACGAACAAUGAGGAAAAUUGUUGUCAAACCAGAGCCGAAUCUGUUUCACGACGGGAGAGAACAUUCUGUUCAUGUAGAGAGAACUAGAGGCAUCUUUACUGUUCAAGUUGAUGAAGAUAGAAGACAUAUGCAAAACCUGACUGUGGAACAGGCUAUUGAAGUUAAAAAGCUUUUUGUUGGGGGUGCUCCACCGGAAUUUCAACCUUCACCACUCAGAAACAUUCCUCCUUUUGAAGGCUGUGUGUGGAACCUAGUUAUUAACUCUGUCCCCAUGGACUUUGCACGGCCUGUAUCCUUCAAAAAUGCAGACAUUGGUCGCUGUGCAGAUCAGAAGCCCCCUGAGGAUGAAGAUGGAGCAGUUCCUGCUGAAAUCAUUACCCACCCAGAGCCAGUUUCCACACCUACCUUGGCUGCACCCACCCCGGUUCUGGUACACGGUCCUUGUGCUGCAGAAUCAGAACCAGCUCUUUUGCUGGGGAGUAAGCAGUUUGGGCUUUCAAAAAAUAGUCACAUUGCAAUUGCAUUCGAUGACACCAAGGUUAAGAACCGCCUCACAAUUGAGUUUGAAGUGCGAACUGAAGCUGAAUCAGGAUUGCUUUUUUACUUGGCUCGGAUCAAUCAUGCUGAUUUUGCUACUGUUCAGCUGAGAAAUGGAUUGCCCUACUUCAGUUAUGACUUAGGAAGUGGUGACACCAAAACCAUGAUCCCCGCUAAAAUCAAUGAUGGCCAGUGGCACAAGAUUAAGAUUAUGCGAAUUAAGCAAGAAGGAAUUCUUUAUGUAGAUGAUGCCUCCAACAGAACCAUCAGUCCCAAGAAAGCUGAUAUCCUGGACGUUGUGGGAAUGUUGUAUGUUGGAGGUCUACCGAUCAACUACACUACCCGAAGAAUUGGUCCAGUGACCUACAGCAUUGACGGCUGUAUCAGGAAUCUUCAUAUGGCAGAGGCCCCUGCUGACCUUGAAAAACCAACUUCCAGCUUCCAUGUUGGGACAUGUUUUGCAAAUGCUCAGAAGGGAACAUACUUUGAUGGAACAGGUUUUGCCACAGCAGUUGGUGGAUUCAAGGUGGGAUUGGACCUUCUUAUAGAAUUCGAAUUCCGCACAACUAGGACCACUGGAGUUCUUCUGGGAAUUAGCAGCCAAAAAAUGGACGGAAUGGGUAUCGAAAUGAUUGAUGAAAAGCUCAUGUUUCAUGUGGACAAUGGAGCUGGCCGAUUCACUGUGGUCUAUGAUGCUGGAAUCCCAGGGCGUUUGUGUGAUGGACAAUGGCACAAGGUCACUGCCAACAAGAUCAAACACCGCAUUGAGCUGACAGUUGAUGGGAACCAGGUGGAAGCCCAAAGCCCAAACCAAGCUUCUACGUCAGCUGAUACAAAUGACCCUGUGUUUGUUGGAGGUUUCCCAGGCGGCCUCAAUCAGUUUGGCCUGACGACCAACAUUCCGUUCCGAGGAUGCAUCCGAUCCCUGAGGCUCACCAAAGGAACCGGCAAGCCAUUGGAGGUUAAUUUUGCCAAGGCCUUGGAGCUGAGGGGUGUUCAACCUGUAUCAUGCCCAGCCAACUAAUAAAAAUAAGUUUAACUCCAAGAAGGGUCCCUCAAAACAAGUAUAUCAAGUAAAACAUGUAUAUUUUACCUAUGUAUGUUAAUAAAACUAAUUGGUACACCUGUAUUAAAUUC
Molecule: messenger RNA, 8993 nt
Organism: Trichechus manatus latirostris (Florida manatee)
Lineage: Eukaryota; Metazoa; Chordata; Mammalia; Sirenia; Trichechidae
Gene: LAMA2
Product: laminin subunit alpha 2
Exons: 63
Biological process (GO): cell adhesion; tissue development; regulation of embryonic development
Cellular component (GO): basement membrane
Molecular function (GO): extracellular matrix structural constituent; signaling receptor binding
Source: RefSeq, a predicted model, not a curated record